AGUGCGACUCUGACUCUUGUGCUUUCCGGCUCGAUUUUUCGGCAGUUUCUAUACGAUCCGACGAACUUUUCCGAAGUUGUUUGAACUUAAUAGAAAAGUGGAUAUUUGGAUGAAAUUUAUUGUUUUUUGUGAAGUUUUGUGGUUUACUAGACUUAGUGAAUUGAUAAUAUCAAGUUCACGAAAAUUAUGUAGACGCGGCAUUCGUAACAUACAGAUGGCAUUCCCUUCAGAAACUACACGUAAAUGACCUAUAAUUCUACAAGAUGUUACGCGAACCAGACAACGAAGCUUAUUCUAGCUACCAGAACACAUUUUUGCGUAGAUCUUCUCCACCCGGGAGUCCCGCAAUCAAAAAAUGCUGCUACGAUCAUGGAGAAACAAAAUACGCACCACCAUCUGAAUCAUCUUUUUUUUGUUGCUGCUAUAGUUGUACAGGUAGUAGAAGUACCUCGUUUCUUGCAACAUUAGGUGUGUGUUGUUUGGUGUUGGGGUAUACAAUAUUAGGAGCUUUUGUAUUUAUGGCGUUAGAGGGAGGACUAUACCAGGAUACAAACAGAGCAACAAACACAAAAGGAAGUCCCAUGGGAGGGCCUGACGUUGUUACCGAACUGAGAUCAGAUACAGUAGACAGGCUAUGGAGCAUUACAGAGAAUUUAAAUAUUCUUUAUCGAGAAAAUUGGACGAGAUUGGCAGCCGAAGAAGUUUUAGUGUUUCAAGAAGCUUUAUUUAAAGUGUUACAUGAUAGUGAAAACGGUUACGUUAAUUCUCGUGUAGGAACUUUGACUUAUUUCCAAAAAUAUCAUAAAUGGAGUUUCAGUUCCAGUUUUUUAUAUUCGCUGACGCUCAUUACGACUAUAGGUUAUGGUUCAGUUUCUCCUCGAACAGCGUGGGGUAAACUAGUAACAAUUAUUUACGCCCUCAUAGGUAUCCCAUUAAUGCUUCUCUACCUCUCUGUUACGGGUGAUAUAUUAGCCAGAAGUUUUAGAAGACUCUAUGGAAAAAUGUGCGGAGUAUCACCAAAAAAAGUGCAAUGUCCGUGUUCGAAUACGAUUCGAGUUCCAGUAACCUUGAGUUUGGUAAUAGUCUUGGCAUAUAUUUGUACUGGGGCAGUUUUAUUCCAUAGGCUUGAAAACUGGUCGCUUCUGGAAGGUAGCUACUUCUGCUUCACAAGUCUAGGAACAAUAGGUUUUGGAGAUCUUUUACCUGGACAAAGAGCAGAAGAAGUAUCAUUAUGUGCUUGUUCGGCUUACAUUUUGACCGGCAUGGCUCUUGUAGCAAUGUGUUUUAGUUUAGUACAGGACGAAGUGAUGACUUUGUUAAGAUAUAUUGGAGCGGCUUGCACCAGAAAUGAAUUGAGGCUUAAAGAUGAAGAAACUUCCUGACAAAGACCCACUACAGAAGGUGCUGCACCAGUUAAAACUAUUCCGGUGAGAAAAGCGCCUACUGCAUCACAACAUAAUAGUUUGCCCAGGAAAAAUACUUUUCAGAGGAAUACACCUGGGCGAAGGUCCACUGGCAUGGGUGCAGAGCCACUUGUUGAGUACUUCGUACCAAGAAGCGUUAGUGAAUUUGACCUUUCAUUGGCGUCAGGUGACACUCCAAUAAACAAUACUUUCCUUCCACUUACUGUACGAGUUCCACGGAAAAUGUUUCCAAGACAAAAAGAAAAAGUUGUGACCUUCGAAGACGAGAUGGCAGCCCGUUUGAAGAAGAAUCCCGAUUUCCAAGAUGUGUUCAUGUGACACAAGGGAUAGCAAUUAGAAAUCGAAGUAGGGGGAUCAAAAUCUAGUGAUUCGGGUGGAGAAUACAUCACCAAAUUGAGUGACUUAGCAGCAAAAACAAGUGAUCUUAACGAAUUAAGUGAACUAAGUGCUGCUAUAAAUGACUUCAAUAAUGCUAAAAAAGAAAUAAAGCAGUUUAAGAAUUUUAAAAUUUGUGAAGACCUUCAAAAAUGUGAAGAAGGGUGUUCUUGUAAUGCUGAAGCUGAUUGUGACAUUUGUAAAGUUUUGGAUUUUACUAUGAAAAAAGACAAAUUAUAGUCUUGGAUAAAGUGAUUUUCCUUCAAUUUCUGUAUAGUGUUGAGUAAUUAGGUUGGAUCAGUUGAAAAUCGAAAUCAAUUACUAUCAUUUCCAACAAUUUCAAUAUAUGAAUUCUAGUAUGAAGAAUUCUAUUAAAUUUUUGUUUAUGGUGUAUUGAGAAGGCUAUACGUUUUCCUUCAUGUUCCUAUUUAAAUGAAUUUUCGUAGAAAAAUCGAAUAAAUUGUUAUUUUAUAAUAACAAAUCAAUAGUUACCUUUUAUCAUACUUUUUCCAAAUUUUGCUGCAGAUGGAUGUCCUUCAAAUCACUAAUUGAAUUGUGCAAGAUCAUAAUAUAUAAUAUAACGUAAGACAUAACUGUGUUGCGGUAAGUAACCCCUUUGUUUUUUAUGUAUGACACAAAGUGAUAGCAAAAUGAGUGGUAUAAAAGAAAAUUAAACAGUAAUUCCUGAGUCAUUUCUCCUUUAAUAAGCUUUUCGUCCUCGUUCAUAUGUCUGAGGCACCUGAACCUCGCAUUCUAUAAAUAGUAGUCGACAACACUCUCAGCGUUGUUAUAUGGGCGAAAUAAUGGAUUUUCUAAUCAUAUUCGAAAUUAAUCUAAUAAUUUCUUGUUGUAUUUACUUUUGAAGGGGAAUCUAAACUAUUUUAUACAUUCACAUCAAUGUCAAAACGCUUCGUGUUAUAUACAAAUAAGAAUAUAACUCAUACGAUUUAAAUUUGAUCAUCAGCUGAUCUAAGAUUACUGUAAGAACUGCUCAAUACUGUUUAUAUUUCAAUAUGUAUUAUAUUUUACCUAGACAACUUUUGAUACAUUUCAACUUAUACGAUGUAUUAUAUUGUAUUAAAACAAUAUAACAAUAUAAUCUUGUCACGAGGAUCUUUCGAUACUAGAGAGUUGUUGACUAUUCCUGUCAGUGUUUUGAGGAACAAAAAAUUCCACUCACAGUACUACAGUAUAUAUUUGAAAAACGGAAUCGCCAACAGAGACUCAAAGUAUACGAAAUUUUGUUCAAAUUAUUAUGCAAUUAUGCAAUUAUUUGACGCAAAAAAUCUGUCGAUAUUUCACCCUUAUGUGAAAAAUCCAAAAAAUUGGUUAUUAGAGAUUAUGAAACGAUUGCUACAAUUGAACAAACGUAUCAAGUAUAUGAUAAAAAAUUGACAAGGUCAAAGAGAAAAACAAGGGCUAUAAUGUUUUGAAAUAAAAAACUGUUGCUGUUUGUUGAUUUCAUAGAACAAGAAUCAAAAAUAAUUAAGUCUGCUAUUACACUCUACGUCGCCUUUAAAAAUGGACACAGAAGAACCAAAGAGGUAUGUUUUUAUCUGGUGUGAUCUGCAGAACCUCAAAUGAAAAGUCUUUUAUCCACCUCACCUUUUUCCAGGAAUGAAAGGAUGGUACAUAAGAGUUCAUAGAUGUUGGAAGUACCCACAUGACCUCACUGUAGGCAGAUUUUGUUGCAAAUGAUAUAGACCUUGUUUCUGGUUAUCAAUCUUCUUAGUAACACCAAAAUAAGUUUAAUUGUUCAAAUCUUUUGAUACUUAAAUCAUCUUGUCACCUUUUUUACUAACAGCUCUUUUCGAUGCAUCACAAUUUUGAAAAUAUCUCAUAGCUACAAAUGAAAUUAAAGGAUUCAAGAGGAUUUAUUAGGACAUCUUGUUAUAAGUAUCAUUUUCAUACACAGAGUAGUUUAAAAACCAUUUUAUCAUUUGUAUUCAGAUAUUUGAAUGAAAUUGAUUUGUUUGUAACCAUUAUGAGUUAUUUGCAUCUUAGAAUGAUUAACUUUAUAAAUAGUAAUAUAACUAAAUAUGACUAAUAUGACACUUUCUAAAAAGUAAUGGGAAACUCCUUAUGCAAAACAUUCAAAUAGUAAAAACAUUCGCACAUGAAAAAGUAGGAGUAACUACUUUGUUUUGGGUUACUAAGAUUUUGAUAACUUCCUUAUGUUUGUUGGUUUAAAGUCAAUUUUAUGCAAUGUGAUGAUGAUAUGAAGAGAUUAGUCCUUUGUUAGACAUAUACACGCCGCCGUCUGAUGACACUUUAUUAAUGUACAUAUUGAAAGUUUGAAAAGACAAGAAUAAUAAUUAUAUCAUCCAUGACUCCUUACCAAAAACAUUGAUUGUACUUCCCAAUUUUUAUUAAUGUUUUUUAUGUAUAUAAACUGUAAAUAGGAUA
Messenger RNA from Diorhabda carinulata, 4205 nucleotides. RefSeq names its product potassium channel subfamily K member 17-like. Lineage: Eukaryota; Metazoa; Arthropoda; Insecta; Coleoptera; Chrysomelidae. Bases 264 to 1382 code for a protein of 372 amino acids. The record is from RefSeq and is a predicted model, not a curated record. Gene Ontology annotation, biological process: potassium ion transmembrane transport; stabilization of membrane potential. The transcript has 7 exons. Gene Ontology annotation, molecular function: potassium ion leak channel activity. Gene Ontology annotation, cellular component: membrane.